GCAUCAACAAGAAAACGUAGGUAAAGAAUGACAAAAGCAAUGCUACAAUUGCAAAAUAGAACAAAGACAUCCCUUUUUCUGUAAACAAAUGAUGGAAUAGAUUCACCAAUUAUGCUUACUCAUGCGGUGUAUAAAAGAAAACUCCUCCUCCACCACCUCCUCCUCCAUUGUUACCUAAAUCACAUCACCUGUGUGUUGUUUUUUUUCCAUUUAUUUCUUUCUAUACAGUAGAGAUGCAAGCCAUACCAUCUGGCCAUCUUUCUAAUACUCUGAAUCACCAAGACUAUGUUCCUGUUGAGGGUAUACUUUGCCCUAUAUGCCAAAUAAACUGCCAUUCUUUACAGAACCUGAAUAGACAUCUCGAUAUUGAACACAAUGAGGAAGAAUCAAAAGGUGCUUUAAUGUCUUGGCUUCGCAAUGCACAAAAAAAAAUGCAGACUUCACUCAAGUCGGGCACUUCACCCCCUUCCAACGACACCAAGUUCAAGCCAUGGAUAGAACCUUCGUUUAUCCACAGUUUGUCACUGAACAACAGUCCCAGCUUUUUUGUAUCAGAUACAGAUAAGCAAAGUGAGUUUGUCACACGGGACCACUGGCAGCGUGGGACAGGCAAUGAUAAAUGUCAUAUUUCCGAAUGCCGCGAAAAGCAAGUGAGACAACACUGUCGCAAAUGUGGCAAGUUGUUUUGUGAUACACAUACACAGUAUGAAAUCAAACUUGAUCGAAUGGCACGUCAUGAUCCUCAACACGGUGUGUGGUCUAAAGUAUGUGUGGAAUGUUAUACUAGUCGACCAGGAUAUAGGGAUCAUCAGGGCACAACACGUAGUAAGACAGCCUUGUUUCUUAAGCAGAGAGAAAAGACCAUUGAUUGUGUGCAUUUGGAGAGUAACAGGCUGGAAAAGAGACUAGAGAAAUUGGCAAGGAUACAUCAAUCGACGGAUCUCCCCAAAAAACCACCCAUGUCGCACCAUAACUCUGGCUUACUCUCCCCGUCCAGUGCAUCUCUCAAUAGUCUAUCACUUGACAGAUCAGAUUCAACUUCCUCCAGAGAUAGUUUGGGUAGUAUGUUGUCCCCCAAGUCCUCUUUUGUAUCGAACAGCAACAGUAUCUUAAGCAUGAAACUAAAGUAUAGAGAUGGUGAACAAUCAGUGACAAAAUGGGAAGAUGAUCGCCUAGUAAAAGCAUGUCCAUUAUGCGAAAUACCAUUCACAUUGAUCAACCGCAAACACCAUUGUCGACUAUGUGGAAAAGUAGUGUGUGGCAAUUCAAAAUGUUCUAAAAUGAUACCUUUAUUUACAGACAUGUCUUCAGACACAUUUGAUGAUGAACCUGUGGGAGACACAAGAGCUUGUCGUGAUUGUCAACGCUAUGUCUUUAGACGCAAAUUAAGAAACGAAGAAGCAUCUAAACCUUUACCUAUCAUCCAACUCUAUAACCAACUAUCAAUCACUCGAAAGAACAUUGAAAAGCUUUUACCCAAAUUCCAUGAAACCAUUCUUAUGUUAGAAAAAGAAAACAUCACUGCUCAUACACAUGAAAGCUUCAUUAUGGCUGCCAAGAUCCGAAAAUCACUUUUGGAUAAUUUUACUUUGUAUGAUACACUAGCUAAAAGUAUCCAUACUUUACCUGUGAGAUCUCCUUGCAUGAAGCGUCUUCAAGCCAAUAUUUGCAAUGCAGCCAAUAUGUAUUUACAGCAAAACAUGUUGCCACUGCAAAUGCUACCUCGUAUUCUAAAACCAGACCAUGCAACAAAGAAAAAGACAAGUCCAGAGAGAAAAGAACUAGAGACCCAACUUCAAGCUUAUCUCGAGCAAUAUGAACUUGUUGGAGGGUUUAUUCGAGAAGCCAAUGCUGACAGAAAAUACGACGAUGUUAAGACAUUAAAGAUAAGCUUGGAAGAGCUUGAUUUAGAAAUCAAACGCUUAAAAUCACUCUUGAGUGAAUAGACCUUCUCUCUGCGUACCUGAUGUCCAGGCGUAAAUGCACUUAAACUCCGAAACGCGACUCUACCGCGUCUUAUUUAUUUUUAUUUUCUUUCUUUCUUUCUUUCUUUUUAGCGUGUAUGAUGGCAAGUCAACAAGAAGAGGUAAAUUCAAUA
This is a messenger RNA of Gilbertella persicaria, 2098 nucleotides long. RefSeq names its product FYVE zinc finger-domain-containing protein. Gene Ontology annotation, molecular function: metal ion binding. The record is from RefSeq and is a predicted model, not a curated record. Lineage: Eukaryota; Fungi; Mucoromycota; Mucoromycetes; Mucorales; Choanephoraceae. The coding region runs from base 234 to 1946 and encodes 570 amino acids. The transcript is spliced from 8 exons.